AUGGUCAAUGAGAGUUCAACUCAGGAGUUUAAAAUGGAGAGAGGUUUACGUGAGGGUGAUUGUUUAUCUCCGCUGCUUUUCAUUAUUGCGGCGGAAGGAUUAGCGGGUCUGAUGAAAAAUGCCAUUUCCGUUUCGGCUUUUCGUCCUUUCAAGCUUACACAUGACCUUCAGUUUAGCCCGCUUCAGCUUGCGGAUGAUACAUUAAUUUUAGGGGAUGUAAACUGGGAUAAUAUUUUGGCUAUCAAAGUUCUGCUUCGGGGAUUCAAACUAGUCUCUAGUUUGAAAGUGAAUUUCUCUAAGAGCAAUAUUAUUGGAGUGAACUUGGAGGAUAGUUUUUUUGGAUUUAGCUUCAACUUUUUUUCUUGUCCUAUAGCCCAUAUUCCUUUUAUCUUUUUGGGGAUUCCCAUUGGUGCUAAUCAGCAUAGAAAAGGGACUUGUAAUCCAAUUUUGGCGAAGCUUAGGAGUAAGACCUCUUUGUGGAGAGGAAAACAUGUCUCUUUUGGCACUCACUUGGUGUUGAUUAAUGCGGAUCUUAAUUCUAUUCCGCUAUUUUUCUUCUCUUUUUAUAGAGCGCCGAAAAUUGUGUUGCACGAAAUUACAAAUAUUUAA
Messenger RNA from Vicia villosa (hairy vetch), 609 nucleotides. RefSeq lists its product as uncharacterized. The record is from RefSeq and is a predicted model, not a curated record. The coding region runs from base 1 to 609 and encodes 202 amino acids. NCBI's taxonomy places the organism in Eukaryota, Viridiplantae, Streptophyta, Magnoliopsida, Fabales, Fabaceae. The transcript has a single exon.